This is a messenger RNA of Xenopus laevis (African clawed frog), 897 nucleotides long. RefSeq names its product putative protein kinase C delta type homolog. Lineage: Eukaryota; Metazoa; Chordata; Amphibia; Anura; Pipidae. Bases 250 to 645 code for a protein of 131 amino acids. The record is from RefSeq and is a predicted model, not a curated record. The transcript has 4 exons.
UGCUCUGGUGUCUCACAGUAAUCAGAUCUUAGCAUUCAUGUUUUAACUUCUAGUAGAUUGAUUUAAAUUCUUUGCUGAUUCAUUGAGAUUAGAGAAAUGUUGCAGCUUUGUGAGUAAAACAACUCUGUGAUCUUAUGUUUCAGUGUUUUUGUGGAGCGGGACGUCUUAAGGUUGGCAAGAAACACCAGAUGUCCAUUCCUUGUGAGUUUGUUCUGUGCCUUCCAGACGGAACAUCACGCAUUCCUAGCUAUGGAAUUCGCUGCUGGAGGAAGUUUAGGGUCUCUGUUGAACACCGGUGCACUAACCCAGGAAAGCACUUUAUUCUAUGCUGCAUGCAUCACGUCAGGGAUCAAGUUCCUACAUGAUCGCGGAAUCAUCCACCGAGAUAUAAAGCCAGACAAUGUCGUAAUAGACAGCACUGGAUAUGCACAGCUUGCAGAUUUUGGACUCUGUAAAACAGGAGUCGACCACACAUCAGAAAUAGACGAGCCAUGUGGAGACCUCUCUUAUAAUGCCCCAGAAAUACUCAGAGGAGAACGCUACAACAGGACCGUGGACUGGUGGUCAUUAGGGAUAACUAUCUAUGAAAUAGCCGUUGCCAAGGUAAGUGUAAAGCCUCCAUCGAUAGAUUUCAUUAGGCUCUAGAAUGUUAUCUUCUCUUUGUUUAUUCUGUAGAAUAACAAUAAAAAAGACCUCAGUCCGGUCACAGAUAAGAUUAUUAUUUCAAGUUUUAAAACUAAGUGGUAACUAAAUGUCCCAUAAUACUUCUAACUUCUAAAGUGUACUAGUCUAGUUAUAUUCACCCUAUAUACAGUAGUUACAGUAUCUGUUUAGAAAGUAUUACCCUGCUAUAGCACUGAUGUCCUUUUCCUUUUCCUAAUGAGAUUCUUUUUUUUU